Molecule: messenger RNA, 3075 nt
Organism: Melopsittacus undulatus (budgerigar)
Lineage: Eukaryota; Metazoa; Chordata; Aves; Psittaciformes; Psittaculidae
Gene: GCNT1
Product: glucosaminyl (N-acetyl) transferase 1
Exons: 5
Coding region: 826-2106 (426 amino acids)
Cellular component (GO): membrane
Molecular function (GO): beta-1,3-galactosyl-O-glycosyl-glycoprotein beta-1,6-N-acetylglucosaminyltransferase activity
Source: RefSeq, a predicted model, not a curated record
UUUCAAACACAUGUGUCUGCAGAAGCCAAUUUUCUGGCGGCCCGGCGGUGCCGAGGGGAGGUUGCAAACCACCGUCUGCGGGAGCUCCUGGCCCGCCGGAUGCCCGCUCACAGACACGCGGCUGCCACAACCAAACCGACCCGUUCUCCUCUUCCCCCUACGCCCGGCGAGGCACACAGCAUGGUGGGCUCAUCGGUAGUUUGGACCAUACCCUGAGGAUGCUGCUGCCUCCUCCUGACGGGCCCGGACGACCUGGGGAGCUGCGAGAAAGCUUUUUGUUGCCAGGAGCCGCAGAGGAGCUGCCCGCGCUUUCCUAUGAGGUUUUCACCAUCACCGGCAAAACCAUGGAAGCUUUAAGAAAGUGACAGCAAGAAAACGGAAAAAUCAGUCAGUUCUGACUCUAUCUCCCCACCCAUCAAAACGAUUACUUGUCUCUUGGCCCAUCCCAGCUACCACUUCCGAGGUGUAUGUCACCUGGCAGUUUGGGAGUACCUGUUCCACAGAUGCUGAUGACCUGGGUGAUUUUCCCUCUGACAUAGAAGAGAUGCCAGAAAUGGAUAUUUAAACUGUCCUGAUGGUAUUUCUAAGCUCAUCUGAAGGAUGUUGAAGACCCUAUCUCACACAAAAAUCUUGAAAGGCUUCGGGGUCUGCUUUCCCAGUGAGAAGAUAACGCAUGACUAGCAUCCAGGAAGUGAGUGGACUUUUUCUUCAACAACUCACCAAAUUCCUGAGAAACAGAAACUAUUUUUUCUGAAGUUGUUAAAGCUGACAUGAGCAGAGCGGAAGGUGAUUUUUUUAGCCCUACAAAUCUACCUAGUAUUUGAAAUGCUGAAGAGGAAAUUACGGUUUUGCCACAACUUACGCUUCAGGCUUUUCUUGGGUUUAACUCUAAUUGUAGUAAUCAUUUCAGUUUUGAAAGUUAACCAGAAACAAGACUUCUUAAAUCAGAGACAUCUUGAGCUGACACAAGAAGAUCCUGUUGGCAAUGUUAACUGCACCAAGAUUAUAGAGGGGGAUAUAGAAGAAAUUCAAAAGGUAAAGCUUGAGAUGUUGUCAGUGUCAUUUAAGAAACGCCCCAGAGUAACAACAAAUGAUUAUAUUAACAUGACAGCAGACUGUGUCUCCUUCACCAAGACUAGGAAAUACAUUAUGGAACCUCUCAGCAAUGAAGAAGCAGAAUUUCCAAUAGCUUACUCAAUAGUGGUGUAUCACAAAAUUGAGAUGCUUGACAGACUUCUAAGAUCAAUCUAUGCCCCUCAGAAUUUUUACUGCAUUCAUGUUGACAGAAAGUCUCCAGAAUCUUUUUUUGCUGCUGUGAGGGGAAUAGUCUCAUGUUUUGAUAAUGUCUUUAUUUCUAGUCAGUUAGAGAGUGUUGUAUAUGCUUCAUGGAGCAGAGUGCAGGCAGACAUUAACUGCAUGAAAGACCUCUACAGAAGAAGUUCAAACUGGAAAUACCUAAUAAACCUCUGUGGCAUGGACUUUCCAAUAAAGACCAACCAGGAAAUAGUAGAGAAAUUAAAAGCCCUUAAAGGUGAAAACAGCUUGGAAACAGAAAAAAUGCCUGUUUAUAAAGAAGUAAGGUGGAAAAAACACCAUGAGAUUAUUGAUGGUAAAAUAAAGAACACAGGCAUAGACAAACAACUACCGCCUCUCAGUACUCCAAUUUUUUCUGGUAGUGCCUAUUUUGUAGUUAGCAGAAGAUUUGUUGAAUACGUAUUAGAAAGCAGCAAAAUACUUCAGUUUAUUGAAUGGGCAAAAGACACUUACAGCCCAGAUGAGUACUUGUGGGCAACAAUUCAGAGAAUCCCUGAAGUUCCAGGUGCAGUUUCUUCUAGUGACAAAUAUGAUGUUUCUGACAUGAAUGCACUGGCCCGAUUUGUCAAGUGGCAGUAUUUUGAAGGGGAUGUGUCCAAAGGUGCACCCUACCCACCAUGCAGUGGAGUUCAUGUUCGCUCUGUCUGUGUUUUUGGGGUAGGAGACCUAAACUGGAUCUUACGAAACCACCACUUCUUUGCUAAUAAGUUUGACACUGAUGUUGACCCUUUUGCAGUGAAAUGUUUGGAAGAGUAUUUGCGACACAAAGCUUUGUAUCUGCAAAAGAACUGAUAAUACUGCAUGCUCCUGUGACAAAAUAUAGGUACGAACGGUAUACAGCUAUGUACUUUUAACAUGUAAUGCCAACAGUAGUGAUGCUGAUCAUGGGUAUAAUGAUGUCAAUAUGGUGGUGAUGACACCCUCCCUGACUUGUUCAUAGACAAGAGGGACAAAUAACGUCAAGAUGGGGAUGACUUGUGCUGCACACUGAUGUUUAGAAUUUCAGGUAUAAAAUAGAAGAUAGUAAUUUUUGGAAGGUCAACUACUUGGAAUAUUUAUUAUCUAAAAGAUGUAGUUAAUGGGCUUCCUUUGGCCAAACUAUUUGUUUCAAGGCUUGGAAAAUGUAUAUUGCUCAUGAUUAUUUGUCAGGUUUUUUCCCAUGAAUGUAAUGCUAGUUGAAAGGGAAAGAUGAAGAGGCAGGAAUAAAAGGGGGAAAAAAGCAGCUGGACUGCACAGGCUUUGUAGUGAGUGCUGAAAUAUCUCAGGAAAAUAACACUAUAAUUAAUCUGAAAACUGUAUAAAAGGGAAUAUACCAAAGCCAGCUGUCUUCAUUUAAUUUAAAUCUGAUUGCUGUAAUUCUGUAAUAUGUAAUUCUUAAUCCUCCUGAAUAUUUCAACUUCAGCAUGGAGUAUUAAGGACUUGUGUUUAAAAUUUUGUAGUCAAAUCUUGCUUUUGUACUCUUAAACCCCACAAUAAUGUGAUAUAAAGUUUAUACACCAGUUUGUAAUUACAUCUUCUCAGGGAAACAUAAGUUUUGUGCCUGGUGAAUGUUAGACUUGGAAUUUUACUUUUUUCACUGUAUCAGGAAUCUUGCUUUUGGAUCCAAAAUGACUCAUGUUUCUCAAAAACUUUAAAGAACUUCAAUAGAGUCUUAAGUGUCACUGGUGGAACUGCUGGUUUCUUCUUCUGUUAAGCUCAACUUGUAUUCCAGGUUCUUUUAACAGUGAGUAUGCAAAAAAUAAAGUUAUUUUUUCCUAAUGA